AUGUACGUGCUCCCUGGAGCAGAGAUAAACGCGGCUGACCCUCAAAUGGAAGAAAGGCGCAAAUGGCGAGAGAGUAAGAAAAGGAUGGUUCUGAGUGCCCUUAACCCAGUUGCCUUUCACCGCCUCCUCCAUUUGAGAUGGUACGAUACCUUGGUUACGAGCGAGGCCAGCUGUGCUGCGUUACAGGUGAUUGCACUUUUGACCUAUGAACUUCUCGCACCUUGCUCCUCCGACCCGAAGUACGCUUCGAUCUGCAUGCCUCGGAAGCCCGUACGAACUCCUCCACGGUCUACUACUGGAAGCCUCCUCCUAGUGGCCGGAGCAAAAGACGAACCGGUCCCUUCCCGAUUUGGAGAGCAACAUCUUUUUACUUGGUCGGGAUCGGAUUUAGCAGAAAGGCCUUCGGAGGCUAUCCUGGUCACCAUCUCCCAGGCGCCGCCUAUUGUGUCUUCACGGGACAACAACCACGAUCCUCUUACACGAUCACGAAGAAGCCGUAUGGAAAGGAUGUAG
Nezara viridula (southern green stink bug) is the source of this 513-nucleotide messenger RNA. NCBI's taxonomy places the organism in Eukaryota, Metazoa, Arthropoda, Insecta, Hemiptera, Pentatomidae. The record is from the annotation of a GenBank genome assembly.